This is a messenger RNA of Cheilinus undulatus (humphead wrasse), 1251 nucleotides long. RefSeq names its product growth arrest and DNA damage-inducible protein GADD45 beta-like. Gene Ontology annotation, cellular component: cytoplasm; nucleus. Lineage: Eukaryota; Metazoa; Chordata; Actinopteri; Labriformes; Labridae. Gene Ontology annotation, biological process: regulation of cell cycle. The coding region runs from base 198 to 680 and encodes 160 amino acids. The transcript has 4 exons. The record is from RefSeq and is a predicted model, not a curated record.
GUCAGACCAGCAGAGAUCUUCUUCUACCACACUCUCACACACGGAUAACUCAGCCUCUGAUCGUUGUUACGCACCGAGCUGAUCUGGAUUACUGUUUGGACUUUACUCCGGGAUUUUAUCGGGACAGCAGCAGCCUCUCCGCGCUGUGGAUAGCUUUUCUUAACCUGGAUCUUGUGGAUUAUAUUACUGACUUCAACAUGACUCUGGAGGAAGUCGUCGGAUCCAACAGCACCGAGAAAAAGAUGGAGACAGUGAGUCAGGCUCUGGAGGAGUUGCUGGUCGCAGCGCAGAGGCAGGACUGCCUCACUGUGGGAGUCUAUGAGUCUGCCAAGCUCAUGAAUGUAGACCCUGACAGCGUGGUUCUGUGCGUCCUCGCCACAGACGAGGAGGAUGAAGAUGACAUCGCCCUGCAGAUCCACUUCACGCUGCUGCAGGCUUUCUGCUGUGACAACGACAUCAACAUCCUGCGCGUGUCUGGUGUGAGGCGGCUGGCUCACGUGCUGGAGGAGGACACCGGGGACAGCAACGGCAACGAGCCGCGAGACUUGCACUGCAUCCUGGUCACUAACCCUCCAGUGCAGCCAUUGCAGAGCACAGCCCUGCAGAACAUCAGCAGCUUCUGCGAGGAGAGCCGCUGCAGAAACCAGUGGGUCCCCUGCCUGGAGCUGCAGGAUGGCUGAGCCGAGCCGUACCAAACCGAACCGAGUCAGACCGCUGAGGAGCGGUGAGAAAGGAGUCAAAGAGUCCAAACAGCCGUCCUCCUGCUGGAGAGGAAAAACGGCGUUUGUGUUGAGAGAGGGACCGGGCCCGAGCUGAGCCUAGCCUGCUGCCUGACGUGGGGGGGUUGAGUCGUCUGGGAGCGCGGUCGAUGCCGGUACGGGUACCUGACGGGUUCAGAAAGCUGGACCCAGAGUCCCGUUUGACAGAUGAGGACUUUGCAGAAAGAUGCCUGUCCUGGAGCUGCAGAGAGAGUGAGACUGUCAUAUGACUGAGCGGCGGCAGCUGGAGGUCUUGUGACUGAAGUGAACUGAUGAUUGAGCUGAGGAGCUGCACGUGAAGCUCUGCAGCAGCUGAGCCACAGCUGCUCACUCAUGAACUGAGAGGAAGUUAACAGACAUGUGAUGUCAAGAUUGAGUGUUAUCUGUUAUUAGUGACAUGAUGGAGUUACUCAGAAAUGUUGGAGCUGAUUAUUUAAAUGAGAAGAGUAAUAUAUGAGUGAUUUAAUGUCAUCAAUAAAUUAUCGAACGACAA